CGAUGACGUCACCCCUUUGCCAGCACUCACCCACAGCGGGAGCAGCGGACGGCAAACAGAUUCCCCCCGCCCAGCUGUCAAGCGAGAUAUCGCGAUAACCUGACAGGAGCUGGUGGGAUUUGGCCUUGAGCAAGGUUCAGCCCUUCUGGGGGGGUAAGUUUGUAAACACGGAGGGUGCAGAGCGGCAGUAGAACGGGGGAGGACUGGCAUGCCCGCUGCCCUCUAACAUGGCGGAACGGGCACUACCGUAACCAUUGUUGUCAGGCUGGAGCUGCUGAAGGAGCCGCAAGGACAGCAGCCCCCUUUUCCCCAGUGCAGAUGUCAGGUAAUAACAAGGACCUGUAGAAUAUGAGUGAUGAUAAACCAUUUGUAUGCACUGCCCCUGGAUGUGGCCAGCGUUUUACCAAUGAAGAUCAUCUGGCGGUACACAAGCAUAAACAUGAGAUGACACUGAAGUUUGGGCCUGCUCGCAAUGACAGUGUAAUCGUUGCAGAUCAAACGCCGACACCGACUCGAUUCCUAAAGAACUGUGAAGAAGUGGGUCUUUUUAAUGAACUCGCGAGUCCGUUUGAAAAUGAUUUUAAGAAGGCAUCAGACGAUGACAUCAAGAAGAUGCCCCUUGAUCUAUCUCCUCUUGUAACUCCUGUUAUAAGAAGCAAGAUUGAAGAGCCAGCUAUAGUUGAAACAACACAUCAAAACAGUCCAUUACCUCAUCCUGAGUCUACAACAAGUGACGAAAAGGAAGUGCCAUUGCCAACCGCACAGCCCACAUCUACCAUUGUUCGAUCUCCAUCUCUUCAGGUUCCUAGUGUGCUGCUUACAAAUUCGGAAUCAAGUGUUAUUAUUCAACCAGCAACACCUUCCCCAACAUCCAGCUCUGUAAUUACCCAAGCGCCACCUUCUAACCGGGCCAUAGUACCAGUUCCAGCUCCUUUUCCUCUCUUGUUACAUCUACCUAAUGGACAAACCAUGCCUGUUGCUAUUCCUGCCUCAAUCACCAAUUCCAAUGUACACAUACCUGCUUCAGUCCCAAUUGUCAGACCUGUCACCGUGGUGCCUACUAUCCCAGGAAUUCCAGGCCCUUCAUCGCCCCCACCUGUCCAGUCAGAGGCAAAGCUGAGAUUAAAAGCUGCUUUAACCCAGCAGCAUCCUCAGGUAACGAAUGGUGAAACCACCAAGGGACAGAGCAGCGGAGUAGCAAAAAUUCAGGCAGAAGAAUCCCAUCCACAGUCACUACAGCAGCCUGCCACAUCCACUACUGAAACACCGGCCUCUCCAGCUCCCCCUGCACCACAAACCCAAAGCACAGGGGGGCGCCGGAGAAAAGCAGCAAGCGAUGACCCAGAUGAGAAGAGGAGGAAAUUUCUGGAACGGAACCGUGCAGCUGCUUCUAGGUGUAGGCAGAAGAGGAAAGUGUGGGUGCAGUCCUUGGAGAAGAAAGCAGAAGACCUAGGUUCAUUUAAUGUACAGCUACAGAAUGAAGUCACCCUGCUGAGAAAUGAAGUGGCACAGCUGAAACAGCUUCUUCUGGCUCAUAAAGAUUGCCCUGUAACCGCCAUGCAGAAGAAAUCUGGCUAUCAUAAUGCUGAAAAAGACGAGAGCUCCGAAGACAUUUCAAUGCCCUGCAGUCCACAGACUGAAGCAAUUCAACACAGUUCAAUCAGCACUUCCAAUGGCGUGAGUUCCACCUCAGUGGCAGAAGCAAUAGCAACAUCUGUUCUCACCCAGAUGGCAGACCAGAGCACCGAACCAGCUGCCUCACAUUCUGCCGUGGCACCACCUCCUCCUCCACCUCCUCAGCCUCCAGGAAGUUGAUCGCAAACCUAUUAUUGCACCAACUCUUCGCAACCAUCGAGAGGAAAAGUGCAUUAUAGA
Nanorana parkeri is the source of this 1875-nucleotide messenger RNA. RefSeq names its product activating transcription factor 2 (gene ATF2). NCBI's taxonomy places the organism in Eukaryota, Metazoa, Chordata, Amphibia, Anura, Dicroglossidae. The record is from RefSeq and is a predicted model, not a curated record. Gene Ontology annotation, molecular function: cAMP response element binding; DNA-binding transcription factor activity, RNA polymerase II-specific. The transcript has 12 exons. Gene Ontology annotation, biological process: regulation of transcription by RNA polymerase II. The coding region runs from base 349 to 1815 and encodes 488 amino acids.